AUGGCGCACCACGGAAGAAGCUCGCGAGACUACCCAGCCGGCAGGAGGUCCUCGCAGCACCGUUCAUCGCGAGACCGCGAGUAUACUAGCGAGAAGACACCACGCACCGUCCCUCCGCACAGCGAUAACCGUCGAAGUCGUAGUAGGCGCCGCGAGUCUCUGCCGCAAUACAACCACAAUGGACAUGCUGUGACACCGGGCAUCCACCCGGAGGGUGAGAGCGGUAGACGUGGCUUCAAUCCCAUCAAGUUCCUCGUCAUUUGCGGUCGGAGUAGCAGCAUGCCGUCCAUGUUAGUCAACAUGUUAUGGCCCAUUGUACCUGUUGCCAUUGCAAUGCACUUUGCCAAGCCCGAAUGGCAUCUUCCCAUCUUCAUCUGCAACUACAUUGCCAUGCUUCCCGCUGCCAAUAUGCUCGGCUUCGCUGGCCAGGAAUUCUCCCGCAAGAUGCCCAACAAGGCCUUUGCUGUUGUUCUCGAGACGACGUUUGGUUCCAUUGUUGAGAUUAUCCUGUUCAUGACCUUGCUCAAGACAUCCAACGGUGAUUCCAACGUACAAGUCAUCCGCGCUGCAAUCUUGGGUUCCAUCCUGGCCAACUUGCUGCUCUGCCUGGGUGUAUGCUUCAUCGCAGGUGGUCUCAAGAACAAGACACAGGAGUUCCACUCUGCCAUUUCCGAGAACGGCAGUGGUCUCAUGCUUGUCGCUUCGAUGGCGCUUGUCUUGCCCGCCAUCUUCUACUCGUAUCUUAAUGGGAACGUGGACUUUGAGCAAAACAUCAACGUUGCCACAAACACACGACUCAUCUCCCGCGGUGUUGCCAUCAUCUCGAUUGUCGGGUUCUUCAUAUACCUUGCCUUCCAGACCAUGUCGCACGAUGGCUUGCUUCACGAGAUCUACGAGGCAGACGACCACAAGGACAAGGACCGCCACGAGGAACUCAAGAAGCCCAAGCUCACUAUGACCGAAGUCAUUAUCGCUCUCAUCAUCUCUGUGGCUUGUGUCGCUCUUGUCGCCAUCGCCCUUGUCCAAGAGAUCCCGCAUUUGGUGGAAGAGCGUGGUAUUAGUGACGCCUUCAUCGGUCUUAUCCUCAUUCCCCUCGUCGAGAAGAUUGCCGAGCAUCUCCUCGCUAUCGAUGAAGCCUACGACAACCAGAUCAACAUGGCUCUUGCCCACGUCCUCGGUGCCUCCAUCCAGACUGCUCUGUUCAACGCGCCCCUCGUUGUCCUGGUCGGCUGGGGCAUUGGUGUCCACAUGGAUUACAACUUCACUAUGUUCGACGCUGCUGCUCUCGUUCUUGCAGUGCUCGCCGUCGGUUCUUUCCUUCGUGACGGCAGCUCCAAUUAUCUCGAGGGUGUGCUCUGUGUCAUGAUCUACAUGAUCAUCGCAAUCUGCGCCUUUUAUUUCCCCAACCCCUUGCACGAGGGUGCAGCUUCGGGUGGCCACUCAACUGGUGCUGCCGAGGGCGGCGGCGGCCACUGA
Pyrenophora tritici-repentis Pt-1C-BFP is the source of this 1476-nucleotide messenger RNA. Its product is annotated as ChaA, Ca2+-H+ antiporter. The record is from RefSeq and is a predicted model, not a curated record. Gene Ontology annotation, molecular function: calcium:proton antiporter activity. NCBI's taxonomy places the organism in Eukaryota, Fungi, Ascomycota, Dothideomycetes, Pleosporales, Pleosporaceae. Gene Ontology annotation, biological process: intracellular calcium ion homeostasis; calcium ion transmembrane transport. Gene Ontology annotation, cellular component: fungal-type vacuole membrane.